This is a messenger RNA of Catharus ustulatus (Swainson's thrush), 1606 nucleotides long. RefSeq names its product phospholipase D family member 3 (gene PLD3). The transcript is spliced from 11 exons. Gene Ontology annotation, molecular function: catalytic activity. The record is from RefSeq and is a predicted model, not a curated record. Bases 92 to 1513 code for a protein of 473 amino acids. Lineage: Eukaryota; Metazoa; Chordata; Aves; Passeriformes; Turdidae.
CCGCGGGGGCGGGGCCUGGGCGGGGCCGAGCGGACGAGGGCGCCCCCCAGCGGACGGAGCGUGAGGGCCGCGUUGGACGCCUCGUGUCAGGAUGGGCUUGGACGCAGCCUACAAACAGCUGGACCCUCUGGAGCAGCGUGAGGCGCCGACGCCCAAGCGCCCCCGCGGUGCCGCGCUCUUCGCCAUCCUCUCCAUCCUCUUCCUCCUCACCUUCCUCGUCCUCAUCCACCUGCGGCUCCGCGGCGACGCCGGCGGCACCGACGGCACCGACGGCGCCUGCGAGGAGUCCUGCAGGAUCGUGCUGGUGGAGAGCAUCCCGGAAGGGAUGACCUUGCCUGGAACGCCCAACCCCUCCACCUUCGACGCAUGGCUGGAGCUGCUGGGCGCGGCCACCCGCAGCGUGGACAUCGCCUCCUUCUACUGGACCCUGACCAACGAGGACACGCGGACGCACGAACCGAGCGCGGCGCAGGGCGAGCGGAUCCUGGCGGAGCUGCUGGAGCUGCCCCGGCGCGGCGUGGCCGUGCGCGUGGCGGUCAGCGCGCCCUCGGCCAAGGCGCCGCUGGACGAUCUGCUGGCUCUGGAGCGUAGCGGUGCGGCCGUGCGCGCCGUGGAUUUCCCGCGUCUCACCGGCGGAAUCCUGCACACCAAGUUCUGGUUGGUGGACGGCGUCCAUCUCUACAUAGGGAGCGCCAACAUGGACUGGAGGGCCUUGACUCAGGUGAAGGAGCUCGGCGCCGCCAUCUACAACUGCAGCUGCUUGGCCAAAGACUUGGCCAAAAUCUUCGAGGCCUACUGGUCACUGGGCGUUCCCGACGCGUCCAUCCCGGCGCCGUGGCCGGACAACUUCUCCACCGCCAUCAACGUGGACACCCCCAUGGAGCUGACGCUCAACGACACCGCGGCCGCCGUUUACUUCUCGAGCUCCCCGCCGCCGCUCUGCGCCGCCGGCCGCACCCCGGACCUGGCGGCGCUGCUGGCGACCAUCGACGGCGCGCGGGAGUUCGUGGACGUGGCGGUGAUGAGUUACCUGGCCAGCACCGAGUUCUCGCGGCCGGAGCGGUUCUGGCCGGCCAUCGACGACCGGCUGCGGCGCGCCGCGGUGGAGCGCGGGGUGCGCGUGCGCCUGCUGGCCGGCUGCUGGCGCCACAGCCGCGCCGCCAUGUUCCCCUUCCUGCGCUCGCUCGACGCCGUCGGCGACAACCGGACGGGAUACGACGUGGAGGUGCGGCUGUUCCUGGUGCCCUCCAGCCCCUCCCAGAGCCGCCUCCCCUUCGCCCGCGUCAGCCACAGCAAGUUCAUGGUGACCGACCAGGCGGCCUACGUGGGCACCUCGAACUGGUCCGGGGAUUACUUCGAGCGCACGGCCGGGGCCGCGCUGGUUCUCACCCAGCCCGGGGCCGAUUCUGGAACCUUCCGGGAGCGGCUCCGGGAACUUUUCCAGCGGGACUGGAACUCCCGGUACAGCGUGGACAUCGGGGACACCCCGAGCUGGGAAAAACGGUGUGGAUAAAAGGGAAUAAAAAUGGGAAUUUGGGAUUUGGGGGGAAUAAAAACUGAAAUUUGGGAUUUGGGGGGAUAAAAACGGGAAUGACAUCGGGGACAG